Molecule: messenger RNA, 4530 nt
Organism: Thlaspi arvense
Lineage: Eukaryota; Viridiplantae; Streptophyta; Magnoliopsida; Brassicales; Brassicaceae
Source: the annotation of a GenBank genome assembly
AUGUCAGAAGGGAAGAUAGAUCUGCCGAACGAUCUCAUCUUGUCGAAAUCGUCUGAUCAGUUGAAAGUUUCUCUGUUUCCUUCACCUAUUGACUUCUUUCAUUUUCGUUUUUCUGCAGAAUUGGCGUCAGAUAACAGUAUUCCCUUGUCUCCGCAGUGGCUUUACACGAAAUCAAGCGAUAGCAAGAUGGAUGUUCGAUCUCCUACUCCGGUGUCCAGAAAUCCAAGUGACCCAAAUCUGAAGGAUGCAUGGCGCUUGGAUGCACCGGAGGAAAAAAAGGACUGGAGGAAAGUUGUGCCUGAGAAUGAAACAAGUCGCAGAUGGCGUGAAGAGGAAAGAGAAACUGGUUUACUCGGUGUUAGGAAAGUGGAUCGAAGGAAAACAGAACGUCGCAAUGACAAUGUCUCAAGCCGAGAAACCGGCGACGUUAAAAAUAUUGCCUCUUCUGAUAGGUGGCAUGAUGUUAACUCUCGUGCUGCUGUACAUGAACCUCGGCGCGACAACAAAUGGUCAUCUCGCUGGGGCCCUGAUGACAAAGAGAAAGAAACACGUUCUGAGAAGUUAGAUAAUAACAAGGACAAGGAAGAGCCUCAGACUGAGAGUCAAUCUGCUGUUGGCAGCGUCCGUGCGACUUCUGAACGGGACUCUGACCCUCGUGACAAAUGGAGGCCACGUCACAGGAUGGAAUCCCAGUCUGGUGGGCCGAAUCCUUACCGUGCUGCACCUGGUUUUGGACUCGAUAAAGGACGAACCGAGGGCCCAAAAGUAGGGUUCACCGUGGGACGUGGAAGGGCAUCCGUGACUGGGAGGGGUUCUUCAACUACCUCUAUUGGUGCUGGUGCGUUCUUAAGAAAUGAAAGCAUCCCUGGUAAACAAAGCCCUUCUGCCUCUAUGUUUCGGUAUCCAAGGGGUAAGGUUCUUGACCUGUAUAGAAAACAGAAGCCUGAUCCUUCCCUCGGUAGGGUACCCACUGAGAUGGAGGAAGUUGCCUCCAUAACUCAAGGGGCUUUGAUCGAACCUCUUGCUUUCAUCACACCUGAUGCUGAAGAAGAGGCAAGCCUUACCGGUAUAUUGAAGGGAAGGAUCACUAGUAGCGAAGCGCACAUAUCAUCUGGGGAAGAAUCCUUAGGUGAAAACAGCCUGGUGGAAUUCCGCGUACCUGGCUCAGGUGAGACAAAAGUGGAUGGUGCUUCACUAGGGGUUGUGAUUGGUGACAAAGGUUCCAUGGCUUCUGAAAGUCAUGGAUCUGUUGGAGUUGGUUAUCAAGUUUCUCAUGGAAGUCCUGAAGCAGCUAGAUCUGUGUUGGAUGCGAGCAGACCCCUUGUUGCAUCUUUUGAGCAAGAUUACAUGGGCAAACUGCAGCAACCAGAUAUUGAAGUGAACCACUUCGAAGGGGCUAUGCCACCUGAGGAGUUUAUGUUCUUGUAUAUUGAUCCUCAGGGAGUAAUUCAGGGACCGUUCAUUGGAUCUGACAUUAUUUCCUGGUUUGAACAAGGGUUUUUUGGGGCAGACUUACAGGUUCGCUUAGCAAAUGCUCCAGAAGGAACUCCUUUUCAAGAUCUAGGCAGGGUCAUGUCAUAUUUAAAGAUGGAAGAUGUUCAUGCCCAUAUCAGUGAUGAGAAGAGUGAGCUAGAACAGACUAGUUUAAAAGCAAACUCAGAGACUGGUUUAUCGAUUGCACCUGUAGCGGAAUCUAAUGGUUCAUCCGCAAUAUCUAGUACCGGUCUCUCAUUUUCUGUGAAUAACAACACCUCAGCUCAGGAUAAUUUUCAGAGAAAGACUGAGUCAGAAAUUUAUGUGAAACCACCACAUGCCGAGGACCGAAGUUUCUUGGACUUUUCUGCUCAACAUGAAGGAAGAGCUGGAGUUUCUGGUUAUGCGUCGCUAAAAUCCUCUACAAGUAUGCAUGAUGCUUCAAUGGAGCAUUCUCGCCACUCUGCUAAUCUUGGUGAAUCGACUGAGGCUGCUACUCAAAAUCAGAAUGAGAAUAAGCUGCACCCGUUUGGUGUAUUGUGGUCUGAGCUAGAGAGCAGUAAUACACCAGUUAACCUGUUACCAAACAGGUCUUAUGAUCCAAUGGGGGAGCCUACUGAUUCAAUAGACAGCUGGCCCAUUGAUUCCCGAAAAAAUACACAAAAUGACACCAACAUGUCCCUCGAUGCUCUGACUGCUAACCGGCUGUCGCAGUUUGAACAUGUCCCCAACCGCUUUAACAUUGGGGAUCAACUUCCAUCAAAUCAACAUAACCAACAGCAAUUCCAAAACUGGGAUAUGAUGUCGCAUUCAGGACAUGGCCUGAAGUAUCCUGAGAAAGCUCAAGAUUUGGAUAAUUUUAUAGCUCUCCAGUUGCGGGAGCAGCAGAAGAUCCAGUUGCAACAGCAGCAGAAGAUUCAGUUGCAACAGCAGCAGAAGAUUCAGUUGCAGCAGCAGCAGCAGCAGAAGAUUCAGUUGCAACAGCGUCAGCUGGAACAAGAGUAUCAAUUACAUCAGAAGCUCUUACAGGAGCAACAACAGUCCCAUGCUCGACAGUUACAGUUUCAACAGAUUCUACAAGGACAGACUCCUGAUUCAAGGUUUGGGCAGUCACAUGACUUCCAUCGAUCCAUCAGUGUUGAUCAGAUGUCGGUAGAGCAGCUAUUGAAUGAAUUGCAGAAAAGCUCUGGCCAUCAGUCACAUGACUUCGCUCAACAAAUGUUGUUAGAGCAGCAGCUAAUUAGUGAAUUGCAGAGAAGUUCUGGCCAUCCGUCACGAAAUUUCGCACCAUACAUAGAGCAACUUGCCGCUGGAAAUUUUGGGCAGUUGCCACAUGAAGGCCAUCAAAAAGAGCUACUUGAACAGCUACUUUCAACACAAACGCAAUCUCAGUAUGGACAAAUGCAAUCCCAAUACGGACAAAUGCAAUCUCAAUAUGGACAACUGCAAUCUGAUCCAAUCCGGUCGUUGGAGCACCAACUACUGCAGCAAGAGCAGCUCAUGCAAUUGGCAAAUGGAGUGAGGCACAAUUCACUAUUGGAGGAACAGAGACAUAUUGACCCUCUGUGGCCAUCUGACCAUAAUGAUCAGCUUCUAAGAAGUCAUCCUGGGAUCCACCGUUCCCGCUCUUCUGCGGGAAUUAGACCACUAGACUUUCAUCAACAGCAGCAGAGGCCACCUUUUGAGGAUCAGUUUGGUCAACAUGAGCGGAACCUCUCAUAUCAGCAACAACUUCGACAAGAAUUAUUCGAGCAGGGUCUUCCAUUUGAGCGAUCAGCAUCUUUACCUGCAAGUGCAUCGGGGCUGAAUCUGGUGGAUGCAUUAAAUGGUCUUGGACUCUCUCAGGGUCUGGAGUUGCGGGAUGCCACUGUUCACAUGCAAUCUUCUGGCAGAUUGGGAAAUUCUACUCCGGGUUUCAAUCAGCAGAAUCUCCGCAUGCAAUUAGGUGAACCGCAUUUUGCACAAUUGGAACAAACGAGAGAACGCUGGCCUGGAGCAGAUACACAGCUAGCAGGUGACUGGGCCGAAUCUCAAUUUCAUAGAUCAAAUAUUGAUGCUGAACAUAAUAAAAUGAGGAGGCUGGGUGAGGAUUCCAACUCAUGGAUGGUUGAUGGAUCUUCAGAGGACAAGUCAAAGCAGCUUUUUAUGGAGUUGCUCCACCAGAGACCAGGCCAUCAAUCUGCAGAGUCAGCAAGCAUGAACCGCGGGGAAUCCUUUGACAGGAUCCAUGAUGGUAGACUAAACGCUUCAUCUACUUUUGGGUCGCAUGCGUUUUCUGAUGAACAGAUAAACAGAUUACCAAGAGACGGGAACUAUAUGGGACCAUUGCAUCGUAAUAGUUCCUUGCGGUCUGGAAGUAUCGAUGAUGGGCGGUCAACUCAGAAUGAAACUCAAGAAGCCUUGGGUAAUAUGUUUGCUAUGAACAAAGACGCGAAUGAGAUAAAAAAUUGGAACAGUAUGGCGCCCAAAAUUGAGGGAAUGGGAAGGAUGCCAUUUGAAGGCCAGGACAGAAUGAACAGGCAACUAGACUCCUUGGUUCAAGGGGAGCUUCCUGUUGUUACGCCUGCCCAACAGACUUCUUUCAAUAUCUCUGAGCCUUACAGUGACAACUUGGUUGGAGAAGAAAGAAGGAAGGAUAGGAUGGUAGUUCCAUCACACGGGCAGGAAUCAGUAUUGUUAAAAAGGCCUCAGUCGUCGCAUUCUUCAUCAUCGCAUGAGGGAUUGCUCGAGCAUUUGUCCGAUGCAGCCAACAGGACUGCUGCUACUUCUUACAGUGGAAUUGAAGGAGGAGGAGGGAGACGGGAAGCAGGAGGAGCAGGGGGAGGAAACAAAGGAGAGGCGUCCUUCAGCGAGAUGUUGAAGAAGAGCAGUAGCAGCAGCAUGAAGAAAGUGGCGGCAGAGUCAUCUGAUGCAGCAACCACCGAAGGAGGCAAAGGAGGCGGUGGUGGGAAGAAGAAAGGGAAGAAAGGGAGGCAGCUUGAUCCUGCUCUUCUCGGCUUCAAAGUCGCCAGCAAUCGCAUCCUUAUGGGCGAGAUUCACCGCGCUGAUGAUUUUUAG